UUGGAACUCGGUGGAACUCUCGUUAGUUCAAAAUGGAGAAAUCCUCAACGGGAUUGAAUAAGAAUGGCUCGCGAUCGACCGCAUCACUACCCCCGGAACCGGCGUACAUAAUCCACAGCAAGUCAUGCUACCGCCGGGUAAGGCUCAACGUUGGGGGUCCACAUGAGGUCCUCUGGCGAACGUUGGAUAGGUUACCACGCACCCGGUUAGGGAAACUACGAGACUGCAACACCCACGACUCACUCAUGGAGGUAUGUGACGACUACAACUUGGAUGAGAACGAGUACUUUUUCGACCGGCACCCAGGGGCGUUCACGUCCAUUUUGAACUUCUACCGGACCGGUAAGCUCCACAUGAUGGAGGAGAUGUGCGCCCUGUCGUUUAGUCAGGAGCUGGACUACUGGGGCAUAGAUGAGAUCUACCUGGAGUCCUGUUGCCAGGCCAGGUACCACCAGAAGAAAGAACAGAUGAACGAGGAGCUCAAAAGAGAGCAAGACACCUUGAAUGACAGAGAGGGAGAAGAGUUCGACAACACGUGUUGUGCUGAGAAACGAAAGAAACUCUGGGACCUUCUGGAAAAGCCCAGUUCGUCUGUCGCAGCUAAGAUCCUAGCCAUCAUCUCCAUCCUUUUCAUUGUCCUCUCCACCAUCGCCCUGUCCCUCAACACCCUGCCUGAGCUGCAGGACACAGAUGAGUUUGGCCAUGCCUCAGACAACCCCCAGCUGGCCCACGUAGAGGCCAUCUGUAUAGCCUGGUUCACUAUGGAGUACCUCCUCCGCUUCCUCUCAUCCCCCACCAAAUGGAAGUUCAUCAAAGGUCCCCUGAACGUGAUCGACCUGCUGGCCAUCCUUCCUUAUUACAUCACAAUCUUUCUGACAGAGUCCAACAAAAGUGUUCUACAGUUCCAGAACGUCCGGAGGGUGGUUCAGAUCUUCCGGAUAAUGCGCAUCCUGAGAAUUCUGAAGCUGGCACGUCACUCCACGGGGCUACAGUCUCUAGGUUUCACCCUGAAGAGGAGUUACAACGAGCUGGGUCUACUCAUCCUCUUCCUAGCCAUGGGCAUCAUGAUCUUCUCCAGCCUAGUCUUCUUUGCCGAGAAGGACGAGGAUGACACCAAGUUCAAAAGUAUCCCUGCCUCCUUCUGGUGGGCCACCAUCACUAUGACCACGGUAGGCUACGGGGACAUUUACCCUAAGACUUUGCUUGGGAAGAUUGUGGGGGGUCUCUGUUGCAUUGCAGGGGUGCUGGUGAUAGCCUUGCCCAUCCCCAUCAUCGUCAACAACUUCUCUGAGUUCUACAAGGAGCAGAAACGUCAAGAGAAAGCUGUGAAGCGUCGGGAGGCACUGGAGAGGGCGAAACGCAAUGGGAGCAUUGUCUCCAUGAACAUGAAGGAGGCAUUUGCCCGCAGCGCCGAGCUGAUGAACGUGGUGGUGGAGAAGAGCGAGAGGCUGCUGACGCAAGACAACCACCUCUCACCCAGCCACUGGAAGUGGACUCCAAAGCGGACUGCCAACGCCUCAGAGACCAGCUCGGCCCACUCCUUCAACCCUGUGGAGUCCCAGAUGGGUUCCCCCAGCAAGGCCAGGGCCUCCAGUCCUCAGGGGCUCAACGCUCAGAAGCUGGAGGAGAUGUAUUACCAGAUGGCCAAGACCCAGUCACAGCCCAACCUCAAUGCCAAAGACAACAGCUCCAGGGCUGGCAGACAGAGGGAUGAGAUUGAGCUGGGAGCCAUCCCUGGAGGUCCAGGGGACCCUAUGCUAGGGGGUCAAGAGGGCGUGGGGGACAUGAAGAGCCUGUCUAGUAUUGACAGCUACAUCAGCUGUGCUGCAGACUUCCAGGAGAAUCCACGUGGUGUCUACCCCCUAAGUCCAGCCUCCGGCCUGGCCCUCCUUGCCCAGGAGACCAGCCGCUUCUCCCGUAUCAGCCCAGCUACGGCCCUCUCUGGGUGGGUCAGCACCAACCCUGGCCUCCAGACCACCCUGGAGCAUGAGUUUUUUUCUGCUGCAAAAAACGUAGUCUCGGACAACACUCACAACUUCAACAAACCUUUGAAAGGUGGCAGCCACUCCUACAAGGUGAAUUACCAGAGCAGUGGAGGGGAGUCGGGGCCAGGACCAGGUCGGUUGCCCAGCAACGGUGAUCCUCUCUCAGGCAUCUCCAUCCUGUCUGACCGCUCCCUGCUCAGCCCGGAGACGUCCAACUACACCACGGCCAGUAGCAGGACCCCACCCAAGUCUCCGGACAGCUCCACCCUGACCACGGCCCCGACCUCCACCCCGGCUGUCUUCACCUUCCAUGACUCCUCCAUCAGUAAGUACAUUGACGCCGAUACAGAUGAUGACGAGCACCUGAGGGACAUGUCGGAUGCCACAAGCCCCCCAGAGUGCCUGCUGGCCAGCUCCAGUGCCCCCAAAUGCAGCCGGAACAUCAACAGUGGCUACAACCAUAGAGGCAUCAACCACCUGGCAUCAAGCACCACCCAGCGAAUGCUGGGGCAGAACUGCCUGUUCCCCAGCCUGGAUGGGGGGAUGCGGGGGAGCGGGGGCCACAUGGAGAACAAUGUGGUGCCGGAGCUGCCCCGCAGGCCCAAAGGGGACAGAGGAAAGUCUAGUACCAUUGACCAGAGCCUCUGAGCUGCAGAGGGACAUCCAGGGACAUCCAGAGAGACACGGACUAGCCGUGUGAGGAAGGCGGAGAAAGAGAAAGGGAUAGAGAGAUAGAAAGAGAGAGAAAGAAAGGGAAGGAAAGAGAGACACACUGUGCCAAGUCCCUUUACAAACUAACAGAAAGGGUCAGGAAAUGAGAGAGAUUCAGGGCAGAGUUUGGGCUGUGGUGUGGUGUUGAAUACUCUGGGAAAAGACUUGUAGAAUAGAUCGAGAACACCACUCUCCCUCCCUAUUAGCCACAGUACACUAGCUACCACAAAACUGGGCAGAGCACUCCCAGGGACCCAUCUGAGCAGGGGCCGCACAGGGAGAUGUGGGAGUAGGUCAAAGGUCAAACCAGAGCAUGCUGGGAUGGGAAAUGGUCUGUUGGUUGGGGCUGUGGUGGUUCAGGUCAAUUCAUUGGCUCUGGGGUAGGGGGAAAGAGGUGAGGCAGAAUGGAUGAAGGGGGGAACUGGGAGGCGGGGAAGAGCAAGGAGAGAUUCAUGUUGUGAGCAUAGGGAUAGAAAGACAAUCAUCCCCUAUAUUCUCCUACAGUUCUACCUAUCUCAGGUGACCACUGUCCCAUUCAUGCCUGAGCCCCAGCCCAGCUCACACUGUAGUAGGGAUUCCAGAAGAGGAGUUACGGUAGACUCCAAUAAGCUACUUACUAGUGCCCCCCCAGCCCCAAACCUGGCCUUAGUCAUAUGUGUGUGUGUGUGUGUGUGUGUGUGUGUGUGUGUGUGUGUGUGUGUGUGUGUGUGUGUGUGUGUGUGUGUGUGUGUGUGUGUGUGUGUGUGUGUGUGUGUGUGUGUGCAUGUUUAAAGGAUAAUUUGUGUAUCCACAUUUUGAGAUUGUCUUACCUGAUUAAUUUAUUUUUAUAUAGAUAAAGGAGGUUACCUAUAUGAGUCUUGGAUUUACUAGUCUGUUGUGUCAUGACCAUAUCUGUUUGAGUAUUUCUGUAUGGGAUAUUUCUUCUUGUCAGACAGUUAUUGGAGAUACAAUCCAGACUUUUUUAGGGGAAACCAGUCUGUGAGUCUUGUUCUUCUUGGUACAGUUUGUUUAUCUCGUGGUGAGAGUAGAGUACCACAUCUGAUCUUCCAUUUCUGUCUGUGAAUAUGUCUUGAUUGUCUGUUGUUUUGUGUUACACUGAGUUUGAGUCAGAGGGGAAUGGUUGAAAGAAUCUGUACAUUUUGGUAUGAAAGUGAGGAAUCAUAAUCAUCCCUGAAGAUUUGUGCACCAAGCACACAUUUAGGAGAGCUCUGCUCCAAGGCAUUCAUGUACCGAACAGCCUGCCGCUUCCUCCUAGUCAUACCACCAAGACACAAGGGUUCAAAAGAAUCGCUUCAGACGAAAUGCUGAGAUGUGCAAAAUAAAAAUAACCUGUUUAUUUUUGUGGUAUUUUAUAAAGAAUGUGGUGAAUGGAUUUAUGAAUUUAUAUUUCCAAAUGCAAGCAAACAUUUAGGAUAUAUGCUCAUAUUAAAACAGUGUGAAACAUUGAUACACAGCUGCCCCAACAUGCAUCAUCAUCAUUUUCCUUUGAACAACAUAAAAAGACUGAGUGUUGAGAGAAAGGGUGGAGGGGACUGAGUGUUGAGAGAGAGGGUGGAGGGGACUGAGUGUUGAGAGAGAGGGUGGAGGGGACUGAGUGUUGAGCGAGAGGGUGGAGAGGACUGAGUGUUGUAGAGGAGGGUGGAGGGGACUGAGUGUUGAGAGAAAGGGUGGAGGGGACUGAGUGUUGAGAGAGAGGGUGGAGUGGACUGAGUGUUGAGAGAGAGGGUGGAGGGGACUGAGUGUUGAGAGAGAGGGUGGAGGGGACUGAGUGUUGAGAGAGAGGGUGGAGGGGACUGAGUGUUGAGAGAAA
Molecule: messenger RNA, 4506 nt
Organism: Oncorhynchus kisutch (coho salmon)
Lineage: Eukaryota; Metazoa; Chordata; Actinopteri; Salmoniformes; Salmonidae
Product: potassium voltage-gated channel subfamily B member 1-like
Biological process (GO): potassium ion transmembrane transport; action potential; protein homooligomerization
Cellular component (GO): voltage-gated potassium channel complex; membrane
Molecular function (GO): delayed rectifier potassium channel activity; protein binding
Source: RefSeq, a predicted model, not a curated record